Molecule: messenger RNA, 2113 nt
Organism: Vidua chalybeata
Lineage: Eukaryota; Metazoa; Chordata; Aves; Passeriformes; Viduidae
Gene: IRF7
Product: interferon regulatory factor 7
Exons: 11
Coding region: 295-1866 (523 amino acids)
Biological process (GO): immune system process; regulation of transcription by RNA polymerase II
Cellular component (GO): nucleus
Molecular function (GO): protein binding; DNA-binding transcription factor activity, RNA polymerase II-specific; RNA polymerase II cis-regulatory region sequence-specific DNA binding
Source: RefSeq, a predicted model, not a curated record
CCGGGAUUCCCACGCUCAGCUUUAGGUCCGAUUUAUUCAUUUUAAUUACGGAUAGUCUGGGGAGGAGUGUGCGCGGGGCUGCGCAGCGGCGUCGCCGGGGCCAGAGCAUCUCGCGGGCACCCCCGGGAGCGGCGACACCGCCCCGCCGCCGGAGCGGCGGCACUUUCACUUUCAGAAGGGACACGUGAUUUUCAGGAAAACGAGAGGGCCGGAUAAAAGAUCGGGAAGGAGGCAGUCGCCUCCGCGCCGAGGGCACGGCACAGCACGGCACGGCGGCUCUGCGGACCCGGCACCAUGGCAGCACCGGAGAAGGAAGGGGAAGCCCAGAAGCUGCGGUUCGGACAGUGGCUGCUGGACGCCAUCAACAGCGGGAGCUAUCGGGGGCUGCGCUGGAUCGACUCUGCCCACACCAUCUUCCGCGUCCCCUGGAAGCACAACGCCAGGAAGGACAUCACCAGCAGUGACCUGGAGGUCUUCAAGGCCUGGGCAAAGGUCAGUGGGCGGUAUGAGGAAGGCUCCGAGGACCCGGCCAAGUGGAAGACCAACUUCCGCUGUGCCCUGAGCAGCACCCGCUUGUUCAAGCUGGAACAGGACCAUUCCAAGCGUGGUGAUGACCCCCACAAGGUCUUCUCCAUUGUCUCAGCCACCCUCCAGGACAGCAAAGAGGGAAAUUCCAGCAUCCCCAACCCUGUGGUGGACCAGCAGGCAGCACAACAGCAGCUGCAGCUGGAGCUCCACCCCCAAGACAUGGCCUCAGCCAUUGCUGUCCCAGGAAGCACAGACCCCACAGAGCUUCUGGAGGAGCUGCUGCAGCAGUGUGACAUCUCUUCUGGCAACCUUGGCUCGCUGGCCCCAUCCUGGGUACCCGCAGAUGGUUUCCCUGCCAGUGACACUUCCCACCAGGACAUUGUACUCCAGCCUCACCAGGACACCCUGAUCCAGCCUCACCAGGAGCCCCUGUUCCAGCCUUUCUCAGACACCAGCCAAAACAGCUGCUUUCCUCUCACGACAUUUCCACAAUGGGUGCCCACGGUGGAGCAGCCCACCUUGGACACCUACCCGCCAACGGGCCUCAUGCCACCAGAGGAGACAGGGGCCAUGCCACCGCCGUGCCACCUGACGAAGGGCACAGUCCCCAUGCAGUAUGUGCCGGGCGCGACGUUGUUCGUGCCCGCUGCCAGCCCCGUGCCACAGCCACGGCUGCUGCUGGAUAACACAGAUGGCAUUGUCUCCAUCCUGGAUGUCACCAUCUACUACCGGGGGAAGGAGUUCCACCGCGAGGUGGUUGGGGGCAGCCACUGCCUGCUGACGUACCAGCCCCCCAGCCUGCUGGGGGCCCCGUGCCCCUGGCAUGUGGUACACUUCCCCAGCCCCGCCAGCCUGGCUGACGGCAAGCAACGGCGCAUCACCGAGGAGCUGCUGGGCAUCGCGGGGCUGCAGCUGGAGCAACGCGCCUACAAGGUCUUUGCCACCCGCCGGGAGAAGUGCAAGGUGUUUUGGGCCUUGUCCCAGCAGCUUGAGGGGGUUGAGGAGCCCCCACCCAACCUGCUCUGCCGAGACCAGGAAACACCCAUCUUCGACUUCCAUGAGUUUUGCACAGAGCUGAGGGACUUCCGCAACGGCCAAAGGCGGCGAUCCCCUGACUUCACCAUCUACCUCUGCUUUGGGCAGGCCUUCUCCAAGGCCAAACCUAAGGAGUCCAAGCUCAUCCUGGUCAAGCUAGUGCCCAAGUUCUGUGAGUACUACUACGAGCAGGUGCUGCAGGAGGGAGCCUCCUCCCUGGACAGCCACACCAUCAGCCUGCAGCUCUCCAACUCCUUUGACCUCAUGGAGCUCAUCGAGCAGUACAACAUGCAGCUGGGCUGAGCCCCCCUGCCCCGCUCCCCAUGGCCCCGGCACAGACAGCAGGACCACUGGGCAUCCCAGGCUCUGCAAACCAGCACCCCCCAACCCGAGGACAACUUCAUUGACCAGUCCUAGAGCUCACACUGCUUUUCAUCUUGUGCUUUUCCUUUCUGUCAGCUUCUAGUGUGUGUUUUUGUGGAGGGUGGUCAUUUACAGAUUUAUUUUCUUAAUUUUUCCAAGUUAAAAUAUAUAUAUAUAUAGGAACAUA